Messenger RNA from Thamnophis sirtalis, 2031 nucleotides. The record is from RefSeq and is a predicted model, not a curated record. Lineage: Eukaryota; Metazoa; Chordata; Lepidosauria; Squamata; Natricidae.
UCGAUUUGAUAUCUACAAAGCUGGACAUUCCCAGUUUCAGCAGAAGAGGAGAGAGAAAGCUCGCAUCCCAGACUCAUCCCGGUCGAAUUGCCGACAGCCUGUGAAAGAGGCUUCAACGAAGAUGGCAAAAUCGCCAGCACCUGCUUUUCAGUUGCACAAAUGAAAGCCGCGCCUGAGAAAAACCCAUGCGGAGACCUCUCGGUGGGUUGCACAUGGCUCUGGAACGAGCGGAGAAGGCGAAGGAGGAGGUGGGGCCAUCUUUUCCGACUGAUGCUGCGAUUCGAAGCGCUUCAUCCUUAUAAGAAGAGAUGCUAAUCCAGAACUCCAAUGUUUCUCCCCCUCCCCGAGACGUGGCGAACCGGAGAGUGAUCCGAUAGCGGAUUUGAAUGUGAGGAGUCGCAUCCUUGCUCCUUGGGGGAAAAACAAAACAAAACACCACCCUUUUGCUUUUCGGUGCGAAGCGAGGCGUAGAGACUGCCUGGAGUUAAAAUGCCAGCUAAAGGCAAAUACUUUUUUAAUGAAAGCGAAGGUUGCAAGUUGUCAGAUCCCUUAUAUGAGAAGUAUCUUUAUGCAAGUCAACAACACCCACUGCUCUUCUUCCUGCUCUUCAUUGUGGUCGCCUAUUGCUCAACACUUAUCGUAGUGCUCGUCUCUUACGAUAAAAACGCCGGCGAACACCUGGCCUUCAUUGUCACUGUGAGCGUUGCUCUCAUCAUCUUCAUCAUCAUGUAUGUUUUAGUUUACGUCGAAUAUUACUUUUGGUGCCAGCUGAAGCUCUUUGCGGGCGUGAUCUGGAUCAGCUUGCUGGCCAUUGGAUAUGUGUCCAUUUUCGACAAUUCGAAACCUGCUGGAUGGGAACAGGUUCCAUUUUUCCUGUUCAUCAUCUUCACCACAUACACCAUGUUGCCCUUGGCUAUGAGAGACGCUGUCAUAGUUAGCUCCUUUUCGGCCGUCUCUCAUAUUAUCGUCCUCAGCGUUACAGCAGACUCACAGAAUCAACACACCUUGCUCCUUCAGCUGGUGGCGAAUGCUUUCAUUUUCCUUUGUGGCAAUUUGCUGGGGGCGUACCACAAGCAUCAAGUGCAAGACGCCUCCUGGGAUCUGUACCGCUAUACCUUAAAAUGCAUCCAAGUCCAGAUGAAAUUGAAAAUUGAAAAAAGGCAACAGGAAAGCUUGCUUCUGUCAAUCCUGCCAGCUCACAUAUCUAUGGGAAUGAAACUUGCCAUCAUCGAGCGUCUAAAAGAAACCAACGAUAUGAAAAAGCAUGAUAAUAAUUUCCACAACCUGUAUGUGAAACGGCACCAGAAUGUCAGUAUCCUGUAUGCAGACAUCGUAGGAUUCACUCGCUUGGCAAGUGACUGUUCUCCAAAGGAGCUAGUGGUAAUGUUGAAUGAACUCUUUGGGAAAUUUGACCAGAUUGCAAAGGAAAAUGAAUGCAUGAGGAUCAAAAUAUUGGGAGACUGUUAUUAUUGCGUCUCGGGCUUACCUGUGUCCUUGCCGAUACAUGCCAAAAACUGUGUGAAAAUGGGCCUCGACAUGUGUGAAGCGAUAAAGCAAGUAAGGGAAGCCACGGGGGUGGACAUCAAUAUGCGAGUUGGCAUUCAUUCCGGAAACGUACUUUGUGGGGUGAUCGGACUUCGGAAAUGGCAGUACGAUGUGUGGUCUCAUGAUGUCUCCUUAGCCAACCGCAUGGAAUCUGCCGGCAUCCCUGGCCGCGUGCACAUCACGGAAGCAACACUGAAUCAUCUGGGCAAAGCUUAUGAGGUGGAAGAAGGCAACGGGCACCUCCGGGAUCCCUAUCUUGAAUCCAUGAAUAUCAAGACUUAUUUGGUGAUUGACCCCAGGUCAAAACAGCGUGCCACCAACAAUCAUUUCCCUCAAUCCAGAGUGCAGGAUGGCUUGAAGAUGAGGGCCUCUGUACGGAUGUCACGAUACCUGGAAUCUUGGGGAGCAGCUCGUCCUUUUUCCCACCUGAACCACCGAGAGAGUGUGAGCAGCGACACUUCUGCGCCCAACCGCAGGCGCAGGAAG